This is a messenger RNA of Andrographis paniculata, 3281 nucleotides long. RefSeq lists its product as uncharacterized. Bases 83 to 3061 code for a protein of 992 amino acids. The record is from RefSeq and is a predicted model, not a curated record. Gene Ontology annotation, cellular component: Golgi apparatus; endoplasmic reticulum. NCBI's taxonomy places the organism in Eukaryota, Viridiplantae, Streptophyta, Magnoliopsida, Lamiales, Acanthaceae. The transcript is spliced from 19 exons.
UUCGGAAGACGACGUCGUACCGGAGCCCACCCACCCGCCCAACCGAUCCUUUUUCCUAUUGGGAGGACCGCCCGCCGUUCCCAUGCCUCAGUCUUCGCCACGCCACUCUCGUGUCUUCUCUUGGCACUCUCUCCGCCUCUUUCUUCACGCAAUUCUCCAGUAUAUUCUGAGUACACGGCUUGUGAGAAAGCUUCUUGGAAUGGGAUCAGGAAGCAUCUACAAAAGGCGCAUGAAAGUUUUCACACUGGCUGUUGUAAUCUACCUCGAUUAUAAGGCAGUGCAACAGAGAGAAAAAUGGACAAAAGUGGCAAAGAGAACUGAACUAUGGAAUAGAGCUCAUGAACGCAAUGCCAGACGUGUUCUAAGGUUGAUUGUGAAGCUAGAAGGGUUGUGGGUGAAGCUAGGACAGUACCUAUCCACACGUGCUGAUGUCCUCCCCCCUGCUUAUAUACGCCUUCUAAAGCAGCUACAGGAUUCUCUUCCUCCUCGCCCCUUGGAAGAGGUUUGCCAAACUAUCAACAAAGAAUUGGGGAAAUCAAUGGACGAUCUUUUCUUGAGCUUUGAUAAUAUACCACUGGCAACGGCAUCAAUAGCUCAAGUUCAUCGGGCAACACUACGAGAUGGACAAGAAGUUGUUGUUAAAGUUCAACACGAGGGCAUAAAAGAGAUCAUUUUGGAGGAUCUCAGAAAUGCCAAAUCAAUAGUUGAUUGGAUUGCCUGGGCGGAACCUCAAUAUGACUUCAACCCCAUGAUAGACGAAUGGUGCAAAGAAGCACCUAGGGAACUUGAUUUCAACAAUGAGGCUGAAAAUACACGGAAAGUUUCUAGGAACCUUGGGUGCAAUACUAAUUCCAACAAUAACAACAUAAAUCAAGUGGACGUCUUAAUUCCAGAAGUUAUUAUGUCAACCGAGAAAGUUCUUGUUUUAGAAUAUAUGGAUGGAGUCAGAAUAAAUGACUCUGAAGCACUGCAAGCGCUGGGUGUUGACAAACAAAAACUUGUUGUGGAAAUUACACGUGCAUAUGCACACCAAAUUUAUGUUGAUGGGUUCUUCAACGGAGAUCCUCACCCCGGCAAUUUCCUCGUGAGCAAGGCUCCUCCACAUCGUCCGAUUUUGCUUGACUUUGGACUCACUAAAGAGCUUUCAUCUUCUAUGAAACAUGCUUUAGCAAAAAUGUUUCUAGCAUCUGCUGAGGGCGAUCAUGUGGCGCUUUUGUCUUCCUUCACAGAGAUGGGACUUAAGCUGCGCCUGGACCUUCCUGAGCAAGUGAUGGAAAUAUCAAGUAUGUUCUUCCGCAAUUCCACACCAGCAAAUGAAGCUAGUAAAAACAUGAAAGCUUUUGCUGAACAAAGGACAAAAAACCUGAAGGCUCUUCAAGAGAAGAUGAAGUUAAAUGAAAAAGAAGCAAAACGCUUUAACCCUGUUGAUGCUUUUCCAGGCGAUAUCAUUAUAUUCAGUAGAGUCAUUAAUCUUCUGAGAGGCCUUUCUUCAUCCAUGGAUAUACGUAUAGUUUACCUGGAUAUUAUGAGACCAUUUGCCGAAUCUGUUCUACAAUGCAAUGUUAACAAAGGACCAGCAUUUAAUGCAAACUGGAUCCAUGACACACCCGUCCUUUCUAAUGUUGAAAAUAAGUUGCGGAAGCUCCUAAUUGAUCUAGGUCAUGCUGAUAAAGUACUUGGAAUCCAGGUGUGUGCUUACAAAGAUGGAGAAGUUAUUAUUGACACUGCUGCUGGGAUACUUGGAAGAUAUGAUCCUAGACCAGUUCAGCCUGAUAGUUUAUUCCCCUCAUUUUCUGUAUCAAAAGGAAUUACUGCAGGAAUGGUUCAUUGGUUGGUCGAUAAAGGGAAGCUGAAACUCGAUGACAAUGUUAAAGAUAUAUGGCCUGAAUUUGGAUCAAACGGGAAAGAUCAAAUAAAGGUUCAUCACAUACUUAAUCACACAUCCGGUUUGCACAAUGCUCUGGCCGAUCUCACACGUGACAACCCUCUGCUCAUGACUAACUGGGAUGAGUGCUUAAACUGCAUUGUCGAAGCAGCUCCAGAGACUGAACCUGGAAGCAAGCAGCUUUACCACUAUCUAUCUUUUGGCUGGUUAUGUGGCGGCAUUAUUGAGCACGCGUCCCGGAAGAAGUUCCAGGAUAUUCUCGAACAAGCUUUCAUUCACCCUCUGAAAAUAGACGGCGAGCUAUACAUUGGAAUUCCUCCGGGAGUGGAAUCUCGACUUGCUACGCUCACAUCCGACAUGGAUGACAUCAAGAAAUUCUCCGAGAUAAGCAGCCGUCCGGAUCUCCCAUCCACCUUCCGGUUUCAGCUCCAAGACAUUUACCAGAUGGCCACUACCCUUCCUGCAUUAUUCAACACACUCCAUGCUCGUCGCGCCAUUGUACCUGCAGCUAACCUCCACUGUUCAGCUCGAGCUCUUGCUCGCUAUUAUGCAGCUCUUGUGGAUAGAGGCACCCUCCCCCCACCUCAUUCCUCCCCGACCCAACCCCCACUAGGAAGCCACCCCCACAUCCCGAAAUUUCCUUCACCUGAGGCCACCAAGAAACAGAAACCUUUCAAGCUUGCACAUAUCAGAGAGACUUUCAAGAGCGACAAACCCCGGAAAAAGGAUAAAGGAAAUAGCUACACAAGUGUUCCUGCAGACGAAGAUGCCCCCAGCAGCGCCAGUGCCGAGACUGGAUCCAGCAACGAGGCGAACACAGGCAAGCUUUUCUUGAACAGCCAAAUUCAUGAUGCAUUCAUGGGAGUCGGAGAGUACGAGAAUCUAGCGCUUCCAGGGGAGCAGUUCGGGCUGGGGUUCAAGAGAUCCUACUCGGAGGAUGGCAAGUUGAUUGGUUUUGGACAUUCCGGCAUGGGCGGGUCGACCGGAUACUGCGACAUGGAGCACAGAUUCUCCAUUGCUGUGACUCUGAACAAGAUGAACUUUGGAGGUGUGACUGCAAAGGUUAUGCAGUUGGUCUGCUCGGAGCUCAACAUUCCAUUGCCUGCUGACUUUUACAGGUUUACAGAGAGGCUAAGUGGUGAUGAUUCAAAUAUAGCUACGCCUUUGAUAAACUAAUUUACUGAUAAUACAAAUAAAUAAUUAUAAUAUUGUCUUCUUCUUUUUAUUUUUGAACAAUACAGUUCUGUGAGGACGACGAACUGAUCAUAUAUGUAUAUAUCAUACAUUUACAGCAGUAGUAACUAUCGAAUAUGACGGAUAUAUAUAUACAUAGUCAUGAAUUUUGUAUUAUCAUUUUAUUUUUUAAUUAUAUUUAUAGUAAAUUUGGUUUUUCUUA